UUUAUAUCAGGUAUAAAUUAGACCAUGUUUAUCCCUAGUUUUUAAUGGGAUCCUUAGCCCAAAUAAGUGAAUUAAUUAAAUCAAAACAAAAUGAAAAGAAGAUUAUCGAUCCUUACUUUGGGAUUUUUGUGAUCGGUAAUAAGGGAAAUGUUAGAGGCACGUGUCAGCACAAGAGGCAAAGAUAUUUUUUUUUUCCAUUUUCUUUUCUGUUUUCUUUUCUUCUCUCCUUUCACUUCGUUCUCUCAUCUCUCUUCGUUUUCUCCGUCAACAAAGAAGGAGCGAACCGACGAAAGAUCCAAACCCACGACCGUGCCUCCACCACUGAUCCUCCGUCGUGGUUCUCGUCUUCUCGUCUUCUCCGUCGCCGAUCGAAACAACCACCGAUCGAAACCACAACCGAUCGAAACCCACAACCGAUCGAAACCCACCAGCAAGGACGACGGCUAUCGCGAUCCAGACGGCGUCUCCUCCGUAUGGUCUCGUCAUCGCCGGCAGUAGAAGGAUCGAAACCCACCACCGAUCGAACGUCUUCUCUUGUUUCGUCCUCCGUCUUCUCUCGUCUUCACCGCCAGAAGAAGGAUCAAAAUCCACCAAGGACGAAGACUGUGUCGGUCCUUACGGCGUCUCCUCUGUCUUCUCUCAGUCCCGACGAAGUCUCCUCCGCCGCUUCACGUCUUCUCCGGCAGAAGAACCCACCACGGACGACGAGUGUCUUGGUACUCAUCAAAGCCGCUAUUCCGUCUUCUCUCUACUUCUCCGUCAGAAGACCGAACGAGACCAACACGGAAAUCGACUCUCUCGGUCUUUAUCACGGCGUCGAUGCCGUCUUCUCUCUUCUUCUCCGUCAGAAGACCGAUCUCUUCAACUUUGAGAUCACUUCCGAAGUGGUAAAUGUUUCGAACUUUGGCUCAGUAUUUUUGGUAUUAAGUUAGUUCAGAUUGAAUCCGGUAACGUUUGAGACUAGUUAGUUUAGAUUGAGAUUGAAACUGGUAAAGAUUGAGACUAGUUAGUUUAGAUUGAGAUUUAAAUUAGCUAGUUCUUAAUCUAGCAAACUGGUAAAUGAUUGAAAGUUCGGCUCUGUAUUGUUGUGUAUUUUUCUCUAUAGAUCAUCUUCUGAUUUGGUUUGGUUUACAUUGAAAUCAUUUAUUUACAUAAUUUUAUUUGCUUUGGUUUGCGUUUAUGAAUCAUGUGAGGAGGCAAAGAUCUGAAUGAGCAGCCAAAGACAGCUUAUUUCUUGGAGGUGUUGGCCCGGUGAGGAAGGGUGUGAAGCACUACUUGAGACUCUCGGUUAGAGAGACAAAGAUGAUGAUAAGAGGUCACGAGACAAAGAUGAUCACGGGUGAGGUCGCAAGAUUGUUAAGAAGAAGAAGCAAAAAAUGUCAAAAGAGAGAACAAACUUGUACGUAUGUGUCACGGGUGUUGUACUUAUGUUUGUAUGUAUGUGUCACAAGUGGUCACAAGGUUGUAUGUCUUUUACUAAUGUUUGUAUUUAUGUGACACGAGAACAAGUCACGAGAUGUUGUAAUCUAUACAAGUCAUUUGCUCUAUAUAAAGAUUUCAUUCACCAUCCAUUGUAAUCACCAAGACUUCUUCUCACCUUCUCACCAAACGCUCUUCUUCAGAGCUUGGAAUCACCAAGACUUCUUUUCACCUUUCUCAUCUCAUCAUCACAAAGCUAUUCUCCUUUUCUCAUCAUCUCAAAGCUAUUCUCACCAAACGCUUUUUUUUUUUUUUUAUCACAACUCCUUUUACGAAUUAUUUAAAAAUAAUUCUCCUUGAUCAACUAUAUUUAUUCAAUGGCUUCUUCUUCUCAUAACACUUUUGAUCAAGAUGAUGAAAGUUUUGAUCAAUAUUUUGAUCAAUAUUUUGAUGACUAUUUUGAUCAAACACUCGAGAAUUUAGCAAAUAAUUAUGGUGAUCAAGAAGUCGAAAGAAGAAGAAGAAAAAAAUGGGUUCAUAUAGAAAGAAACUGGGAAGAAGGCGAUCAACGUUUAUGGAAUGAUUAUUUCAGUGAAAAUCCAACAUAUCCUGAAAAUCUAUUCCGACGACGAUUUAGAAUGAACAAGUCAUUGUUCAUGCGUAUUGUUGAUCGACUCUCUAAUGAAGUUGAAUACUUUCGAGAAAAGAAAGAUGCUCUCGGAAGGCGUAGUCUCUCUGCACUUCAAAAGUGUACAGCAGCCAUUCGUGUCUUGGCGUAUGGUUCUGCGGCUGACGCUGUUGACGAAUACCUCCGACUCAGUGCAACUAGUGCUCGAUUAUGUGUCGAACAUUUUGUCGAAGGAAUAAUAAAUCUAUUCUGCGAUGUGUACCUACGAAGACCAACACCGGCUGAUCUUGAACGUCUACUUUUUAUUGGUGAGAAACGUGGAUUUCCGGGGAUGAUAGGAAGCAUCGAUUGUAUGCAUUGGGAGUGGAAGAAUUGUCCCACCGCUUGGAAAGGGCAAUAUUCACGCGGUUCGGCUAAACCCACAAUCGUAUUAGAGGCGGUUGCUUCGCACGAUCUAUGGAUAUGGCAUGCGUUUUUUGGACCUCCAGGUACCUUAAAUGAUAUCAAUGUUCUUGAUCGCUCACCAGUUUUUGAUGACAUAAUAAACGGUCAAGCUCCGCAAGUUACUUUCUCUGUCAAUGGAAACGAGUAUCGUUUGGCUUACUAUCUCACCGAUGGUAUUUAUCCGAAAUGGGCAACUUUUGUCCAAUCUAUUUCACUACCACAAGGUCCGAAAGCGGCUUUAUUUGCUCAACAUCAAGAAGGUGUCCGAAAAGAUGUCGAGCGUGCUUUUGGAGUCUUGCAAGCUUGAUUUGGCAUUAUUAAAAAUCCAGCACGUAUUUGGGAUAAAGCCAAAAUCGGGAAGAUUAUGAGAGCAUGUAUCAUACUCCAUAAUAUGAUAGUAGAAGAUGAACGAGAUGGAUACCGUCAUUUUGAUGUUUCAGAGUUCCAACAAGGAGAAGACAACGGAAGUUCACAUGUGGAUCUCACGUAUUCUACAGACACGCCUUCAAAUAUCGCUAAUAUGAUGGGUGUUCGAUCUACUAUUCGUGAUAAACAAAGACAUCGACAACUGAAGGCUGAUUUGGUUGAACAUAUAUGGCGUAAAUUUGGACGUAAUGAAGACAACAACUGAGCUCGGAUGUUUCUUUCUAAAUUUUCUCGUUUAUUUUAGUAAUCUUUUUUUAUGUUUUUAUUUUAAAUCUUAUGUUGAAAAUGUUUUUUUUAUUUAUGUUUUAUUUAAUAAAUAAAUUUUUCUUAAAUUUUUUUUUUCUUAAGAACCCUUAAUUAAGAAACUACUGAUGGAGGCACAAAAUCGCACAGUUUCUUAAUAGAGUUCUUUAAGUCCACUAAUGUACAUUUAUAUAGUUAAAUAAUCAUUAAAAAAUCCAUUAAGGAUCCAAGGGAUAAACAUGCUCUUAUAAUCAUAACAACCACGAUACAGUUAGCUUCAUUUUGUUUUUGUUAUAACGAUAACGUGCUUUUCCUAAAAGUUUAAUGGGUAUAUCUCGAUUUUUUUAGUUGCUGAGUAAGGAUCCAUUCAUGAGUUGAUAUACUGAUAUACAUGAAUAUCUUAGUUACGUCGACGAAAAUCUUAGUUAGUUUUUAAAGAAAGACCCUCAAAAUAUUAUUUUGUUGACAUCUAGCUAUCAGUUUUGAAUAUGUUUUCCCAAGAAAAAAUUUGCAAAUAUGUCAUUGUCUUAUAUGACUCAUCAUUCUUCCUCUAUUAAAUAAAACGAAGUGAAACCACGUUGACUUUAUAGUUUCUGAUAAUAUAGGAAAGUAAAUUAAGGCAUGUAAGUUGAUAAUUUAAUUAUAAACAGACAUGUGUUUUGAGUUCCUCCUCCCUAGACAUUUUAUCCGGACCCAAAAAUCUAAAUAGAAAUCGAUGCCGAAAUAUAUAACCGAGAUAGAAUCAAAAAAUUAUAAAUACCUUCUGAAAUUCCUUUAUUCGCAAGAACUGGAACCGAAAAAAAUUGAUUCAAAUAAUUCAGAACCCGAAAGAACCGUCCAAGUAUACCUGACUCGAUAAAAACUGAUACCCGACCUAAAACAUAAAUAUCAAAUAUUUUUACUCCAUGUGUUCUAGUUUCUAUAUCUUAGUUUAUGAUUUAGUUGUAAUAUUUUGUUUGUUUACAAUCUUCACAAUUAUUUUAUAAUAUUUUAUGUAAUAUGAAUUUUUAAAUGUCAAAGUUUAGAGUUUGAAAACAUUUAAUUUCAAUUAAUAAUAGUUUUAUUUUUGUUAUGUUGCAAAAUUAUAGAUAAAUAUGAAAGAUUUCGGCUAAAUUUGUAAAUACUCGAACCGACAAGGAUCCGCUACAUACCUAAAAUUACAAAUAUUUUACGUAUAUUUGAAUUAUAGAGUCAAACCGGCACAUGCUCGAAAAACCGAUCAAACCCACACCCCCAAAAAAUUUCAAAUAUCUAAUUGGAUCUACAUGUGUUCACUACAAGAAAACAGCGACAUACUGAGGGAAAAAAUCGUCGGUAUGUCGUCGGAAUAAUUCCGAAGACAUACCGACGAAACAAGUCCUCGGAAAUAA
This is a messenger RNA of Brassica napus (rape), 4530 nucleotides long. Its product is annotated as glutathione S-transferase T3-like. Lineage: Eukaryota; Viridiplantae; Streptophyta; Magnoliopsida; Brassicales; Brassicaceae. The record is from RefSeq and is a predicted model, not a curated record. Bases 1797 to 2798 code for a protein of 333 amino acids. The transcript has 2 exons.